CUCAGAUCAGUGAAGAAGCACUCGCAGACAGACAGAUGAAGCACUCGAGCAGCUUGUGCUUGCUCUUCUUCCUCGUGGCGCUCUGCAGCCUGGUCCAAGCACAGGUCCUCUUCCAGGGGUUCAACUGGGAGUCGUACAAGAAGCAGGGAGGCUGGUACAACAGCCUCAAGGCCCAGGUCGACGACAUCGCCAAGGCCGGCGUCACGCACGUCUGGCUGCCUCCUCCCUCGCACUCCGUCUCCCCACAAGGUUACAUGCCGGGGCGCCUGUACGACCUGGACGCGUCGCAGUACGGCACAGCGGCGGAGCUCAAGUCCCUGAUCGCGGCGUUCCACGGCAGGGGCAUCCAGUGCGUCGCCGACGUCGUCAUCAACCACCGGUGCGCGGAGAAGAAGGACGCGCGCGGCGUCUACUGCAUCUUCGAGGGCGGGACGCCCGACGACCGCCUCGACUGGGGUCCCGGCAUGAUCUGCAGCGACGACACGCAGUACUCGGACGGCAUGGGCCACCGCGACACUGGCGAGGGGUUCGGCGCGGCGCCCGACAUCGACCACCUCAACGCGCGCGUGCAGCGGGAGCUCACCGACUGGCUCAACUGGCUCAAGUCCGACGUCGGCUUCGACGGCUGGCGCCUCGACUUCGCCAAGGGGUACUCCCCGGCCAUCGCCAAGAUGUACGUGGAGAACACCAGGCCGAGCUUCGUGGUGGCCGAGAUAUGGAACUCCCUGAGCUACACGGACGGCAAGCCGUCGCCCAACCAGGACCAGUGCCGGCAGGAGCUGGUGGACUGGGUGGACGCGGUCGGCGGGCCAGCGAUGGCGUUCGACUUCACGACCAAGGGGCUGCUGCAGGUGGGCGUGCAGGGGGAGCUGUGGCGGCUGCGCGACGGCUCCGGCAAGGCGGCCGGCUUGAUUGGGUGGACGCCGGAGAAGGCCGUCACGUUCGUCGACAACCACGACACCGGGUCGACGCAGAAGCUCUGGCCGUUCCCGUCCGACAAGGUGAUGGAGGGCUACGCCUACAUCCUCACGCAUCCAGGGGUUCCCUGCAUCUUCUACGACCACAUGUUCGACUGGAACCUGAAGCAGGAGAUUUCGGCGCUGACCGCGAUCAGGGCUCGCAACGGCAUCCACGCCGGGAGCAAGCUUCGAAUCCUCAUGGCGGACGCCGAUGCGUACGUGGCCGUCGUCGACGAGAAGGUCAUGGUGAAGAUCGGGACGAGGUACGACGUGAGCAGCGUGAUCCCGUCGGAUUUCCACCCCGCGGCGCACGGCAAGGACUACUGCGUCUGGGAGAAGGGGAGCCUCCGCGUCCCGGCAGGGCGGCACCUUUAGCAGUUCAUCAGGCCCUGUGCUGCUGUAACACUGAAUAGUCCCCACGUUUUUUUUCCCCUACAGCGAGCAUUUCCAGAAUUAUACUUUUGUGUUUCCAUUUCAAAUUCGACAUGUAAACACUGCCAUCAUAAAACACAUAAAUAAACAAGCUUGAUCUCCAGAACUCA
This is a messenger RNA of Panicum hallii, 1501 nucleotides long. Its product is annotated as alpha-amylase isozyme 3D. Gene Ontology annotation, molecular function: calcium ion binding; alpha-amylase activity. The coding region runs from base 36 to 1334 and encodes 432 amino acids. Gene Ontology annotation, biological process: carbohydrate metabolic process. The transcript has 4 exons. Lineage: Eukaryota; Viridiplantae; Streptophyta; Magnoliopsida; Poales; Poaceae. The record is from RefSeq and is a predicted model, not a curated record.